Molecule: messenger RNA, 1369 nt
Organism: Electrophorus electricus (electric eel)
Lineage: Eukaryota; Metazoa; Chordata; Actinopteri; Gymnotiformes; Gymnotidae
Product: ADP/ATP translocase 2
Biological process (GO): negative regulation of mitochondrial outer membrane permeabilization involved in apoptotic signaling pathway; mitochondrial ADP transmembrane transport; mitochondrial ATP transmembrane transport
Cellular component (GO): mitochondrial inner membrane
Molecular function (GO): ATP:ADP antiporter activity
Source: RefSeq, a predicted model, not a curated record
CAUGCAUAAAAUCGGCCAUUUCGACCGAGCGGGCUGCUAAAACAGUUGUUGGGGGGAAAGCGCCGGUCAGAUUUACACAGCAUCUUCAGCGCUAUCUAAUAGCAUCGCACAAUGAGCGAGACCGCGAUUUCGUUCGCCAAGGAUUUCCUGGCUGGAGGAAUUGCCGCGGCGAUCUCCAAGACGGCUGUUGCUCCCAUCGAGAGGGUGAAGCUUCUCCUGCAGGUCCAGCAUGCCAGCAAGCAGAUCACAGUUGACAAGCAGUACAAAGGUAUUGUGGACUGUGUGGUCCGCAUCCCAAAGGAGCAGGGUUUCUUGUCCUUCUGGAGAGGUAACCUGGCCAAUGUGAUCAGGUACUUCCCCACCCAGGCCCUCAACUUUGCCUUCAAGGAUAAGUACAAGAAGGUCUUCCUUGAUGGCGUCAACAAACACACACAGUUCUGGAGGUAUUUUGCCGGCAACCUCGCGUCAGGAGGUGCUGCUGGAGCUACCUCCCUCUGCUUCGUUUACCCGCUCGACUUCGCCAGAACUCGGCUGGCCGCAGAUGUGGGGAAAGCCGGCAGCGAGAGGGAGUUUACCGGGCUCGGCAACUGCCUAGUGAAAGUCUUCAAGUCUGACGGCAUGAGGGGGCUCUACCAGGGCUUCAACGUGUCUGUACAGGGUAUAAUCAUCUACAGAGCAGCUUAUUUCGGUAUCUAUGACACUGCUAAAGGAAUGCUGCCUGACCCAAAGAAUACCCACAUCGUGGUGAGCUGGAUGAUCGCGCAGACCGUGACUGCCGUGGCUGGCCUUGCCUCCUAUCCCUUUGACACAGUCCGUCGUCGUAUGAUGAUGCAAUCUGGUCGCAGAGGAGCCGACAUCAUGUACACUGGCACCAUUGACUGCUGGAGGAAGAUUGCUCGGGAUGAGGGUAGUAAGGCCUUCUUCAAGGGUGCCUGGUCCAAUGUGCUCAGGGGCAUGGGUGGUGCCUUUGUGCUGGUCAUCUACGACGAACUGAAGAAAUACAUCUAAGCGUCAUACUCCCCCCCCCCCCUUUUUUUUAUUUUUAUUUUAGAUUUUUCCUCUUUUUUAAAUAUAACAUUCACAAUCAAAUAUUAAAAAAAGUAUUGUGGGGAGGUGAAGUGGUUAAACGUGUAACAUAGAUGAAUUUCUUGGACUUUUCUGCCUUGUACAUGUGGGUCCAAUUAGUGCACCACUAGCUAUUAAUUGAGAGAUGUUGUAUAUUUAAAAGGUUGUGCAUGUGUGCGAUUCUUAGUCUGAUUUCUCCACUUGUCACAGUCAUUCCAGUUAAAGUUAAAACCCAGAACACGUUCCACCUUUUCUCCAGUCAGUCUACUUUUAAUGACUUGAAUAAAUUACUGAAAAAAACUUA